This is a messenger RNA of Tetrahymena thermophila SB210, 1221 nucleotides long. RefSeq lists its product as hypothetical. NCBI's taxonomy places the organism in Eukaryota, Ciliophora, Oligohymenophorea, Hymenostomatida, Tetrahymenidae. The record is from RefSeq and is a predicted model, not a curated record. The transcript has a single exon.
UUUAUAUAAUGCAAUCUUCUCAAAAAUGAAUUAUAAUAAUUUUAAUACAAAAAAACAUAUAAAUUUCAGAAAAUAAAAAAAUUAAAGAAAGAAAUGAAUCAAAUUUCAGAUCUCAAGAAUUAACUGUAAAAGCUUAUUGCAAAGAGGCAAGAUCUUUAGCACUAAAUAUUUAAUUUACAGAUACAAUCAGAAUCCUUUAAUCAGAAACAGCAGUAGAUAGAAUAAGAAUUAAUUAAAAUGACCAAGGCUUAAACUUUAAAUGAAAUUCACAAUAGCUUCUCUGUUUCCAAAAAUGAUAGAUCAUCUGAUCAAGUUUAACAUUCCUUCGUUUCUACUAAACCUAGUACUUCUUUUAUGUAAAAUAAUGAUGGAAGCAGUAUACUAUCAUCUUUAAAAUUAUCAAACUAAUAGUAUUUCAAUUAGUAAAAGGAAGGUCUUAAUUUAAGUUAAAUUUCCCAAAGUUUAAACUAAACUUCUCUUUCUUAGCUAAAUAAAAAAGAUUUGUAAUAAAUCAAUAACCCUCAAGAUGAUGUGUCUUUUUUAAACUAACAGCUAAUAAAUAGUGAUGAAGACGAAAGAUUUGAGCAGAUGGAUGAUGAGUCAUAAAAUGGCAACCUUAAUGAACUUAUGUAUAAUCCAGCAGAUAAAUCUUCUAAUAUUCUUAAUUCAAAAAAUUAAAAAUACUUAGAAACACUUAAAAUGUUUUAAUUGGAAGGUAAAGGAUAAAAGCACACUGAGUAAGUCCUUAAUAAAAUGAUUGAGAAUUGGGUUCCAAAGAAUUAAUAUAAAACUUAUCACACUCUAAGUAAUGGAAAGGUAAUAGAUCAUUCUCAUAUCAAGUCAAUCCCUAAGGCUGUUGUGCGUCUGAGCGAUGAAGUAACUGGAAAUAAAAAAUAAAUAGUGCAUGAUUUUAGAGGCUUAGAAAUUUUGGGCACAGAUGAUCCUGAAACAGUGGUAAAGAAGAAAUAUAUCAAACAGAGAUAUGAGUAAUUCAUCAAAAUGUUUAAAUAAAUUUAACCUAAAUACAUUUAAGAGAGUGGAUAUUGUAAAUAUACUGAUGGCAUUAGAAAAAUGUUUGUUUUCUUUACUCAAAUUAUGUCAAGAAAUAAAAUUAACCGUGAUAGUGGUGUCAAACCAGAUACUCUGAAAGCAUGGGCUAAAAAGUACGGUUAUGUAGAUGAGUCAAUCUUAGAAGUGAAAGACUUAGAUUAGGAAAUUUGA